This is a messenger RNA of Linum trigynum, 1527 nucleotides long. The record is from the annotation of a GenBank genome assembly. NCBI's taxonomy places the organism in Eukaryota, Viridiplantae, Streptophyta, Magnoliopsida, Malpighiales, Linaceae.
AUGGAGAAUCAGAACCCACCCACAACCUCGCCUUCCCCUGCGCCUCCACCGCCUUCUUCUUCAUCCAAAACCAAAUGGGUUCUCCCUUAUCGGACCGAUAACCUCAAAGAUCAGUACUCCAUUGGCAAGAAGCUGGGGCAAGGCCAGUUCGGCACCACUUACCUCUGCACCCACACCUCAACGGGGCAUCGCUACGCCUGCAAAUCCAUCCCCAAGCGCAAGCUCUUCUGCAAGGAGGACUACGAAGACGUGUGGAGGGAAAUCCAAAUAAUGCACCAUCUCUCCGAGCAUCCCAAUGUCGUCAGGAUCAGGGGUGCCUUCGAGGAUGCUCUUGCCGUCCAUUUGGUGAUGGAGCUAUGCGAAGGUGGGGAGCUCUUUGAUCGGAUUGUCAAGAAGGGCCAUUUCAGCGAGCGGGAAGCUGCUAAGCUCAUCAAGGUCAUCGUUGGUGUUGUGGAGUCUUGCCAUUCUCUUGGGGUUAUGCACAGAGAUCUUAAGCCUGAGAACUUCUUGUUCGAUACCGAUGCUGAGGAUGCUGCUCUUAAAGCCACUGAUUUCGGUCUCUCUGUGUUUUUCAAGCCAGGUGAAACAUUGUCGGAUGUUGUUGGUAGCCCUUACUACGUUGCACCGGAGGUCUUGCGGAAAUAUUAUGGACCUGAAUCUGAUGUAUGGAGUGCAGGAAUCAUUUUAUACAUCUUGCUAAGCGGGGUGCCACCCUUCUGGGCAGAAACUGAAGUAGGAAUCUUUCGGCAGAUUCUACAAGCGAAAUUGGAUUUUGUAUCUGAACCGUGGCCUAGUAUUUCGGACAGUGCGAAGGAUUUGAUAACAAAGAUGCUUGAGCGGAACCCGAGGAAGAGGUUAUCUGCUCAUGAAGUCCUCUGUCAUCCCUGGAUUUUGGAUGACACAAUGGCCCCUGAUAAACCUCUCGAUUCUGCUGUUUUAUCACGUCUGAAGCAAUUCUCUGCGAUGAAUAAACUGAAGAAGAUGGCACUACGUGUCAUAGCAGAGAGGCUAUCAGAAGAAGAGAUUGGUGGUCUAAAGGAGUUGUUCAGAAUGAUAGACACAGACAACAGUGGAACAAUAACAUUUGAGGAACUAAAAGAUGGGUUGAAGAGAGUUGGAUCUGAACUUAUGGAGUCUGAGAUAAUGGAUUUGAUGAAUGCGGCUGAUAUUGACAACAGCGGGUCGAUUGAUUAUGGAGAAUUCCUAGCUGCUACGGUGCACUUGAAUAAACUGGAGAGAGAAGAAAACUUAGUGUCGGCGUUCUCUUUCUUUGACAAAGAUGGUAGCGGGUACAUAACCAUUGAUGAGCUUCAGCAAGCAUGCAAGGAGUUUGGGCUGAGUGAGCUCCAUCUUGAUGAAAUGAUUAAGGAGAUUGAUCAAGAUAAUGAUGGACAGAUAGACUAUGGAGAAUUUGCUGCAAUGAUGAGAAUGGGAAACGGGGGAGUUGGGAGGAGGACCAUGAGAGGAACAUUUAACUUGGGAGAUGCCCUUGGAGGACUCGCAGCACCAAAUGGAUCUUCAUCUUAA